AUGAAGCCAGGCAAUGAUGGAAAUGUUUCACAAUUUAUUCUUCUGGGAUUCUCAGAGGAUCCAAAACUGCAGCCCCUCAUCUUUGGACUUUUUCUCUCCAUGUACCUGACCACCGUGCUGGGGAACCUGCUCAUCAUCCUGGCCGUCAGCUCAGACCCCCACCUUCACACGCCCAUGUACUUCUUCCUGUCCAACCUGUCCUUCGUGGACAUCUGCUUCACCUCCACCACCGUCCCUCACAUGCUAUUGAGUAUACACAGAGAAAGGAAAGCAACAACCUAUGAAGGGUGCAUCACACAGAUGUAUUUUGUUGGUACCUUCACAGUGUUAGAUAACUUUCUCCUGGCAGUGAUGGCCUAUGACCGAUUUGUGGCCAUCUGCCACCCCCUGCACUAUACAGUCAUCAUGAACCCCCGAUUCUGUGGACUGCUGGUUCUUGGAUCGUGGAUCAUGAGUAGUCUGGCAUGUUUGUUACAGAACAUAUUAGCAUUACGCUUGUCCUUCUGUACAUAUUUAGAAAUUCCCAACUUUUUUUGUGAACUCAAGUUGAUAGUCCAGGUUGCCUGUUCAGACACCUUUGUUAAUAAUGUGGUGAUGUAUUUUUCAGUUGUUCUGCUGGGUGGGGGGCCCCUAGCUGGGAUCCUUUACUCUUACUCUAAGAUAGUUUCCUCUAUAGGUAGAAUCACAUCCGCUCAGGGGAAAUUGAAAGCCUUUUCUACGUGUGCAUCUCACCUCUCAGUGGUCUCUCUAUUCUACUGCUCUUGUCUUGGAGUGUAUCUAAGCUCUGCUGCUACCCACAGCUCACAGUCCAGUUCAACAGCCUCUGCCAUGUACACUGUGGUCACCCCCAUGCUGAACCCCUUCAUCUACAGUCUGAGAAACAGAGACAUAAAGAGGGCCCUGAGUGCAUUCUUGGUGAAGGGAACUACAAAAGGACUCUUGUCUUAG
This is a messenger RNA of Sorex araneus (European shrew), 948 nucleotides long. Its product is annotated as olfactory receptor 7A5-like. Bases 1 to 948 code for a protein of 315 amino acids. Gene Ontology annotation, biological process: G protein-coupled receptor signaling pathway. Lineage: Eukaryota; Metazoa; Chordata; Mammalia; Eulipotyphla; Soricidae. The record is from RefSeq and is a predicted model, not a curated record. Gene Ontology annotation, cellular component: membrane. The transcript has a single exon. Gene Ontology annotation, molecular function: G protein-coupled receptor activity; olfactory receptor activity.